Molecule: messenger RNA, 2086 nt
Organism: Serpula lacrymans var. lacrymans S7.9
Lineage: Eukaryota; Fungi; Basidiomycota; Agaricomycetes; Boletales; Serpulaceae
Exons: 7
Coding region: 389-1933 (514 amino acids)
Molecular function (GO): iron ion binding; steroid hydroxylase activity; oxidoreductase activity, acting on paired donors, with incorporation or reduction of molecular oxygen
Source: RefSeq, a predicted model, not a curated record
GAGCGUAUACGCUCGACGUCCACUAGUCCCAAGGCUUACUUUAUCAAAAGUUGGUUGAUACAGCACCUUUCACUUACUGGCCGCGGAUGUCAAUUCAAGUUUGGCUGCGUUUCAGAAAGUGCGUUUAAGCACCCACCACCAAGAGUUUACACUUUAUGCUCUGCGGCCGCAACAUGACUUGCUGAGUUGUGAUAUUAAAUUCUAAUAUUCCAUCCAGAGUAAUUGAAAUGGGUAGUAGAUCCAUUCCCAUAAUGGAACGGCCGUCUGUCAAAGUAGGUCUAUCAUCGUGUCUAUCUGCGAUUUACCACGGACCAGUGCAAUAGUGUGAAAUUUCUGCCGCAAUAUUAACCUUGCAGAAAGCCUAGUAGUCAUCAGCAGAAUAUCCACCAUGUCCAUCCUAGAUCUCAAUACUGCCGUCGUCGCUGUCGUGCUUCUUGGUCUGACUGUCUGGCUCAGACGCCGAAAUACUUCACCUAACGCUGUUAUAAGACCUCCAUAUGCUUUCUCUUUAAUACCAUGGGUAGGAAAUGCUCUUGACUACAAGAACAGGCCAGCAACAUGGACACGCGAGGUUGAGAGUAAACUUGGACCUGUAUAUCAAUCCACUGUCCUGGGUAAACCAGUCAUAUUCUGUCUAUCCCGCACAUUAAUAUCUCAGAUAUUCAAGAACUAUCGCGAUUUCUCAUUUACUCCCAUCAAAACUGAUGCUCACCACCGUGUUUUCGGUGUUACUUUGGAUGCUCUGUCUGACGAAGAAGGUCAAAAGACCAUGUUUGCAGAGCUUUACCGUGUCUUGUCAAAGAAGGCUUUCGGACCCAUGGUUGGUCAAAUUUCGGCCAAUAUGGAAGCUCGGUUUUCUGCUAUUAUAGGGAACAUGACUCCAAAUGAGCGAAGGGACGGCAAACUCUUUAAUUUAAUGAGCCUCAUUCCCCCUCUAUUCUAUGCAGCAAGUGCUCAAGGCAUGUUUGGCGACACCUUCCCAGCUGAUGACAUAUUCAAGUCCAACACCGACUUCGAGGAUCAAUUUGGACUGAUGUAUACUGGGCUUCCUUUCCCUUGGCUGGUCAAGAGAGGGAUUACUGGGCGAGACUACUGCAUUGCUCGCGUGAAGGCUUCCUUGGCUCAAUAUGAAAGUGGAGAAGUUCAAGCACCUUACUUUAUACAAGUGAUGCUUGACUUGAGACAUACUCUCGGCUGGACAUCACAAGACCUUGCUGCUUAUCUGCAUUCUUACUUGUUCGCACUUACUUCAAACACGAUAUAUGCCGCGUAUUGGCUUGUGGUAUACACAUACACGCACCCAGAGGUUGUAGCUGAGAUUCAGGCAGAAGUGGACCGAGCCGAAGCGGCCUUUUUGAAGGAAAACCCCAAAGAAACACCUACCGAUCUUUUCGCCAAUCUAGGAUUCCUCGACGACAACUUCCCUCUACUGAACUCCAUUAUCAAUGAAUCGUUGCGUCUUUGCAGUAAUGGCACAUCUGUUCGAGAAGUUAUGGCGGAUAUUGUGAUGGAUGUUCCAUCCAAUUCACAUGGUCCAUCUGAAUCACGCGCGAUGCUCUUUAAGAAAGGCGAUACCAUUUAUAUGCCUAAUCGUUAUCAUCAUUGGAAUCCUGAAGAAUUCGAAGAUGCUGAAUCAUUCGUGGCAACGCGAUUCAUGCCAGGCCAGAAACGUCAACCUGGUUUCUUCAUGCCAUUUGGUGGAGGCAUCUCCGUCUGUAGCGGACGUCAUCUUGCCUCUGCGGAACUCAAGGCCCUUAUGAUCAUCCUCACGCGGUGGUAUAAUGUCAAGUACGAGUGUCUUGUGGAUCGAAAUGGCGAGAAAGUGAAGGAUGCAAAACCGUUGGCAAUCCCUCCAUUUGACCUGGGAUCAGGUUCCGCCAUCCUCCAUCCUGAAGGAGACGUAGUCGUGCGCCUAAGGGCUCGUUCCAAAUAGAUUGUUAUUGUUAUAUAUUAACUCAUGUAUUUUGGGCUUAUUCAAAUUAUUGCGAUCCAUUGUAUGGUGUCGCGCACAUUCUCGCAAGUCCCGACUUUCACCGCAGUGUAUUCCGUUGUAGCAUUACUUUACAUAUCACACUCUUUAGCCUCU